Molecule: messenger RNA, 2234 nt
Organism: Syzygium oleosum
Lineage: Eukaryota; Viridiplantae; Streptophyta; Magnoliopsida; Myrtales; Myrtaceae
Product: glucan endo-1,3-beta-glucosidase 3
Exons: 4
Coding region: 378-1877 (499 amino acids)
Biological process (GO): carbohydrate metabolic process
Cellular component (GO): plasma membrane
Molecular function (GO): hydrolase activity, hydrolyzing O-glycosyl compounds
Source: RefSeq, a predicted model, not a curated record
CUCUCGCUCCCUCGCACUUUCCCAUUUCAUUUCUAGCAAAAAAAGAGCAGCUCGUCUUCCCCUCUCGCAUCGGGCUCUUGCUUUUCUUGUUUCUUUCCUAGCGCGGAACCUCGAAAGGAACCUCCUUUUCUCUCUCUCUGUCUCUCUCUCUCUCUGGGCACGCUUUCUCUGUUGGUGUGGCGUUCCCUUUUCUUUCCCUCCUCUCCUCUUUCCCUUUCUGGGUUUCUUUAUUUGUUUGGAGCCUGGUCUGGGUUUCUCCUCCAAGGCUGCUUCUUUUUUUUUUUUGGCGUUAGUGGGGGGUGGUUCUUCUUUAUGGUUUCGGUGGAUUGAGAUACUCGCUCUGGUCUUAGGAGGGGGGGGGGGGGGGAAUCCAAUCCAUGGCUCUGGCGCUUCUCUUCUUGCUCCUGUUGCCGGUCUCUCUUGCUUCCGCGGAUGAAGGUCCCUUCAUUGGCGUGAACAUAGGCACUGACCUCUCCGACGUGCCAAGCCCAACCCAGGUGGUGGCGCUUCUAAAAGCUCAGAACAUACGACAUGUUAGGCUUUACGAUACAGACCGAGCCAUGCUCCUUGCACUUGCUAAUUCUGGCAUCCGCGUCACUGUUUCUGUUCCUAAUGACCAACUACUCGGCAUCGGUCAGUCCAAUGCCACUGCUGCCAAUUGGGUAGCUCGCAACAUCAUAGCCCAUGUCCCCGCCACCAACAUCACUGCCAUCGCUGUGGGGUCCGAAGUCCUAACGACCCUUCAGAACGCUGCACCUGUCCUUGUCUCGGCCAUGAAGUUCAUCCAAUCGGCUCUUGUCGCUUCGAACCUCGAUGGUCAUAUCAAAGUCUCAACUCCACACUCUUCCUCCAUCAUUAUCGACUCCUUCCCACCUUCUCAAGCCUUCUUUAACCGCACUUGGGACCCGGUCAUGGUCCCAUUGCUUAAGUUUCUCCAAUCUACUGGAUCUUACCUCAUGCUCAAUGUCUAUCCAUACUACGACUACAUGCAGUCAAAUGGCGUAAUUCCAUUGGACUAUGCCCUCUUCCGUCCUCUUCCUCCGAACAAGGAAGCUGUCGAUUCCAACACGCUCCUCCACUACACCAAUGUGUUUGACGCUGUUGUUGAUGCGGCUUAUUUUUCCAUGUUGUAUCUAAACUUCACCAAUGUCCCCAUUGUGGUGACCGAGUCUGGCUGGCCCUCCAAGGGAGACUCCUCUGAACAGGACGCAACUCUUGAAAAUGCAAACACUUACAACAGUAACUUGAUCAAGCACGUGCUUAACAAUACAGGAACGCCGAAGCACCCGGGUGUCGCUGUCAGUACAUACAUUUAUGAGCUCUACAAUGAGGAUCUGAGACCGGGCUCCACAUCUGAGAAGAAUUGGGGCCUGUUUGAUGCCAAUGGAGUGCCAAUCUAUAUCUUGCACUUGACGGGUGCGGGAACGGUGUUAGCAAAUGACACAACCAAUCAGACCUUCUGUGUUGCGAAGGAUGGUGCAGACAAGAAGAUGCUCCAAGCGGCAUUGGAUUGGGCUUGUGGGCCCGGAAAAGUUGACUGCUCGCCGUUGUUGCAGGGGCAAGCAUGCUAUGAACCAGACGAUGUUGUCGCACAUGCGACGUAUGCUUUCAAUGCGUAUUACCAAAAGAUGGUGAAAGCUCCCGGCACCUGUGAUUUUAAAGGGGUCGCUACGGUCACCACCAGCAAUCCAAGUCAUGGUUCGUGUAUAUUUCCGGGAAGUAGUGGAAGAAAUGGGACUUCUGUCAAUGGUACUAUUUUAGCUCCAUCGUCUAACUCAACAAGUUCUGGCUGUCCUCCCAAGCAUUUCACUGAUGUUGGUUCGAUCACAAGCUCGGUGAUCGUCGCCAUUUUGUUUCUGGCUCCAGUUCUCUUGUAAAGUUGUGGACUUGAUAUUUGUGCCAUAUUGAUUGAUGCCUUUUUAGAUCUCUCUUUGAAACAUUGAAUUACAAUUCUUCGACGACAACUUGUGGUCUACCCAAUUUUGUGGUUCAUGAAGUGGCGACACGGGUGGGCAAAUGCAGAGGCAUUUGAGCGGUGACUAGCUAGGUGACUCUUCAAUUUUAUUCUGUGAAAGCCAACCGAAGGAAUUGUUGGUGUAACUAUCUUAUUCCUAAGUUCGAUUCUGAAUUAAUUCUUUGAGAUGGACGCGUAAAGUGUGCAUCUGAAUGUCAGGCAAAUCAGGCCAUGCUUCUUGUAAUCAUUAAAAUAGGAUUAGUUGCCUCAUCUUCAUCAA